UGUCACAUAUAGGCUGGAUUUCUUUUGUGUUUCUCAGUUGCUACUUUGUUUUAGGAAGUCUCGCAACGUUAACUACUUGACUCCAUUCAAUUACUCUGUUGUUCAUGAUAGAACAUUUUAGAAAGAAAUCAAUAUAAAACACAAACACAGUAUUCACAAUGUCAAACGGAAUGAUUCUCGAGGAAGAAAUCCUUAACCACGUUUCUGAGAAUAAGAAGAUACAGUCAUGUAAAGAGAGAACUGUAAUGGAUACAAGGAAGAAGCAACCAUUCCUGGCGUGGAACAAGAAGGUUACUGACACAAACACAGAAAAAUUUAGGAAGCUAAUAGAAGAAAAGUAUCAGAUACGUUUGGAGAAUUAUUGGGAUCUUCAUAAAUGGUCUGUCGACAACACGGAAAAAUUUUGGGAAGAAAUUUGGGAUUACUUCAAAGUCAUUGCAUCCCAGCCAUAUGAAAAAGCCUUUGUGAAAACGGGUCCUGGAUUCUUAGACAACAAAUGGUUUACUGGUGCGAAACUCAAUUAUGCCGAAAAUCUUAUGAGAAUGAGAGGAAGUGAUACCAUUGCUCUCGCUUGCCUUGACGAGGAAGAUAAUUUUGAGGAAUUAACGCAUGCUCAACUGUAUGAGGAAGUGAAAUUAUAUGCUGCAGCUUUUCGAAAGCACGGUCUCAAGAGCGGAGACGUAGUAGCAGGUUUUAUAAACAAUAGGAAAGAUGCAGUCAUUGGAUGCUUGGCUGCAGCUAGUAUAGGUGCUAUAUGGAGUGGAAUACAAGUGUACAGUGGAGGAAAAGCAGGCACUAAAAUUGCUCAACGAAUGGAACCGAAAUUCUUAAUCGCGGUGGAUCGCUUCCAAAUAGAAGGAGCUGAGUUUCCAGUCAUGGACAAAGUACCGGGAAUAGUUGAUUCCACCCCUUCCAUAGAAAAGGUCGUCAUUAUUCCAACUAGACAAGAAACUCUAUCCAUAGACACCUCAAACAUAAGGAAUUGUUGCUUCCUACCAGAAUUUUUGGAAAGUGGCAAAAACCCCGAUGGUUCUGUGCCUGAAAUCGUAUUCGAGCAGUUACCAUUUGAUCAUCCUCUCUUUCUAGUUUUCACAUCAGGAACAACAGGUUUACCAAAAGCUCCAGUCCAUGGAGGAGGCACAUUCUUGCCAUUGCUCAUUGACAUUGCCUUUCAUUGGAAUUUAAAACCUGGCGACACACUCUUCAGUUUCAUUCCGAUGGGCUGGGCCGUGUGGAAUUGGUUCCUCCCAGCUAUGGCUUUGGGCGUGAGAUUGAUGUUAUACAGCGGCUCCUCCUCUUACAUCAGAAAUGGUCUGAACAUGUGGGACACAUUAGCUAAAUACAAAGCCACGUGGUGGUUUGUGGAACCUUGCUCGCUAGAUAAAAUAGAGAAAAAAGAAAUGUUUCCAAAACCGGAAUCAAAUCUUGAUCAUCUGAAAGCUGUAUGCAUUUGUGGAAGUCCUGUCAAAGUUCAAAACAUCGCCUACAUUCAAAGCAAAAUUAAAAAGGACGUAUUUGCUGCAAGUUUAUAUGGAACAACUGAAUCUCAUGGAUUUCUGUCAGGAUACGACUGGAAUUUGCCAUCUUAUGCUGGAGAAGUUCAGGUUCCAGCUCUUGGAAAAGAUAUUCACUGUUUCGAUAGUCAAGGACGGUCAGUAGUUGGCAAACUAGGUGAACUCGUCAUCACCACCCGAUCACCCUCCUUUCCCCUCUAUCUAUGGAAGGACGAAGACGGCAGUGUGGUCCACAAAGCAUAUCUCGACCUCUAUCCAGGUACCUGGUGUCCACACGACGAAUGCUGGAUAAAUCCUAAGUCAAGAGGCAUUGUAAUAGUUGGAAGGAGUGACGACACGCUGAUUCAAAAUGGGGAGUGCUUUGGCUCAGCAGACAUCUAUUUCGCUAUCCAUGACAUGGAAGAAAUAAUAGACUAUAUCUGUGUUGGUCAGACGAGUCCUGAUGGUGAUGUCCGAGUUGUCCUCUUCGUGAAAUUGGCUGAAGGCGUGAGAUUUUCACCAGAAUUAAAUACGAAGAUCUGUCAAAAAAUUGAAGUGGAGUUGUGGAGAGAACUAGUUCCUGAGCUGGUUCUAGAUGUCAAAGAUAUUCCAUACAACUUAAAUGGGAAGAGGAUGGAAAGCACAGUCAAGAAAAUCAUCCACACCAACAAAAUCCCUGAAGUGAAUAAUAUACGAAAUCCUGAAAGUUUGCAGAGUUUCUGUAAUAGACCGGAAGUUAUCAGUUUCAUGAUACCAGCAUCAUAAGCAAGCAAAGAUCAUUACUGCAGCAAAUGUGACACGAGUCCUACCAACAGAUGGAGGAAAGUUUUUUUUUUUUUCAUGCAACAUUUAUAUAAGGACUUAAGUAAGUUCUUUCUCGGAAGAAGCAAUUUUAUUUGACUCAUCAAGGAAAGGAUAUUUACAUCGAACUGACGGAAUAAAAUAUUUAUUGUGUUCCUCAUUGUUUAUGUUUAUGUGAUAUCGUAAAUAAAGAGUCCUUUCCAUA
Messenger RNA from Argiope bruennichi, 2499 nucleotides. RefSeq names its product acetoacetyl-CoA synthetase-like. Bases 159 to 2258 code for a protein of 699 amino acids. Gene Ontology annotation, biological process: lipid metabolic process. The transcript is spliced from 20 exons. The record is from RefSeq and is a predicted model, not a curated record. Gene Ontology annotation, molecular function: acetoacetate-CoA ligase activity. Gene Ontology annotation, cellular component: cytosol. NCBI's taxonomy places the organism in Eukaryota, Metazoa, Arthropoda, Arachnida, Araneae, Araneidae.